Molecule: messenger RNA, 1392 nt
Organism: Auxenochlorella protothecoides
Lineage: Eukaryota; Viridiplantae; Chlorophyta; Trebouxiophyceae; Chlorellales; Chlorellaceae
Product: UDP-glucose 6-dehydrogenase 1
Exons: 7
Coding region: 1-1392 (463 amino acids)
Biological process (GO): glycosaminoglycan biosynthetic process
Cellular component (GO): cytosol; nucleus
Molecular function (GO): UDP-glucose 6-dehydrogenase activity; NAD binding
Source: RefSeq, a predicted model, not a curated record
AUGGCCAUGAUUGCGUACAAGUGCCCAGAUAUCGUGGUGGUUGUCCUGGACAUCAAUGAGGGCCGCAUCGCCGCCUGGAACUCGGACAAGCUCCCUAUCUACGAGCCAGGCCUCGAUGAGGUGGUCAAGGCUUGCCGCGGCCGCAACCUCUUCUUCUCCACCGACGUCAAGAAGCACGUUGCCGAGGCUGACAUUGUGUUUGUGAGCGUCAACACGCCCACCAAGACGCGCGGCGUGGGAGCAGGCAAGGCCGCCGACCUCACCUACUGGGAGGGAGCUGCGCGCAUGAUCGCCUCCGUGUCCACGUCCUCCAAGAUAAUCGUGGAGAAGUCCACGGUGCCCGUGAAGACAGCUGAGGCCAUCGAGAAGGUCCUGCGUCGCAACUGUGCCGACCCCGGGGUAGACUUCCAGAUCCUCUCCAACCCCGAGUUCCUGGCAGAGGGCACGGCGAUUGCCGACCUGACCAACCCCGACCGCGUGCUCAUCGGAGGCAAAGACAACCCCGCUGGGCAUGCGGCCAUCGAGCAGCUGGCAGCCGUGUACGCGCACUGGGUGCCCCAGGAGCGCAUCCUGCGCACCAACCUCUGGUCUGCGGAACUGUCCAAGCUGACCGCCAACGCCAUGCUCGCGCAGCGCAUCAGCUCCAUGAACUCCAUCUCCGCGCUGUGCGAGGCCACAGGGGCGGAUGUGCAGGAGGUUGGGCGCUCCAUCGGGACCGACUCACGCAUCGGCUCCAAGUUCCUGAACGCCUCCGUCGGCUUUGGCGGCUCCUGCUUCCAGAAGGACAUCCUCAACCUGGUGUACAUCUGCGAGACGGUGGGCCUGAAGGAGGUUGCCGAGUACUGGCACUCUGUCAUCACCAUGAACGACUACCAGAAACACCGCUUCGUGGAGCGCGUCAUCUCCUCCAUGUUCAACACCAUCUCCAAGAAGCGCAUCGCCAUUUACGGCUUUGCCUUCAAGAAGGACACCGGCGACACGCGCGAGACCCCCGCCAUCGACGUCUGCCGCGGCCUGAUGGCGGACGGAGCCCACUGCGUGAUCUACGACCCCCAGGUGGGGGCGGACCAGGUGCACCAGGACCUGGCCACGCCCAAGUUCGAGUGGGACCACCCCGCCCGUGCGGGCUCCGCCGUCAUCGGACGUGACGAGAUCAGCAUCGUGUCGGACCCCUACGAAGCCGCUCACGGUGCCCAUGGCAUCUGCCUGCUGACGGAGUGGGACAUGUUUGCCACACUAGACUACCAGAAGAUCUUUGAGAACAUGGUGAAGCCCGCUUUCAUCUUCGAUGGCCGCAACACCCUCAACCAUGCCGCCCUGCGUGAGAUUGGCUUCAUCGUCUACGCCCUCGGCAAGCCCCUGGACCCCUUCCUGCAGUGCGCAUACAACUAG